Molecule: messenger RNA, 1230 nt
Organism: Megalops cyprinoides (Indo-Pacific tarpon)
Lineage: Eukaryota; Metazoa; Chordata; Actinopteri; Elopiformes; Megalopidae
Product: P2Y purinoceptor 3
Exons: 1
Coding region: 1-1230 (409 amino acids)
Biological process (GO): G protein-coupled receptor signaling pathway
Cellular component (GO): membrane
Molecular function (GO): G protein-coupled receptor activity; oxysterol binding
Source: RefSeq, a predicted model, not a curated record
AUGGGCACCAUGAUGACUGCCACCCCUAUGGGAGCAGGGGUGGGAGGUGUUAACUUGACACUCCCCCUCAACCCCUCGCUGCCCCCGCCCUGUAGCAUCGACGAAUCCUACAAGUACAUUUUCCUCCCGAUUUGCUACUCCUUCACCUUUGUCUUCAGCAUCUCCCUCAACUCUGUGGUUCUCUACCGCUCCUUCCGCCGGACAAAGCGCUGGAACGCCUCCCUCAUCUACAUGGUGAACCUGGCCUCCACCGACUUCAUGUACGGCCUCUCGCUGCCCUUCCUGGUGGCCAGCUACAUCAUGAGGGACCGCUGGGUCUUCGGGGACUUCAUGUGCCGCCUGGUGCGCUUCCUCUUCUACUUCAACCUCUACUGCAGCAUCUUCUUCCUCACCUGCAUCUCCGUGCACCGCUACCUGGGCAUCUGCCACCCCAUGAAGACCAUCACCCUGGAGACCAAAAAGGUGGUCAAAGGCACCUGCGUGCUGGUGUGGGCCGUGGUGUUUGCCCUGACCAGCCCCAUCUUCCGCUUUGCCCAGACGGGCAACGUUACCCGGGGAGGGGAAGGGUUCAACGCCGGAAUGCCGGAGGCCUUCCAAAACUGCUGGGAUGAUGCCAUCGACAAGGAGUUCUCGGACUACGUCCCGUACGGAAUCGUGCUCCACCUGCUGGGCUUCUUUGUGCCGUUCACCAUCAUCGCCUGGUGCUACUCCCACGUGGUCCUGACCAUCUUCCGGACCCUGCGCACACAGCCCCAGCCAGAGGGGGAUGGGGAGGGGCAGGGCCGGGGUAGGCGGGAGAUGUCUGUGGUCCUGGGGCCCCGGUCGCCCUAUGUCCACAGGCGUCGCAAGUUCAUCAAGACCAUCAUCACCAUCACCCUGCUCUUCGCGCUCUGCUUCUUCCCCUUCCACGUGACUCGGACCCUCUUCCUGGUGCUCAAAGAGACCAAAGGGGUGCCCUGUCACACCAUGAGGAUGGUCUCCAUCUGUUACAAGAUCACCAGGCCACUGGCCUCAUUCAAUGCCUGGCUCAACGCGCUGCUGUACUUUCUAACAAAAGACAAGAGCACCCCUUGCUGCCCCCCACCCGACCCCACCCAUCAUGGCCUCCUCUGGCCGCUGAGGAUGCUGGGAAGAGCAGGAGACGAAGAGGAAGGUGUUGGGGAGGCCACAAACGAUAAGGACAAUGACUCUAAAUCAUCAGGAAACAAUAUAUUUCAUGGUCUGCCAUAA